UCUAAGAUAUAAGUAACAGAAAGGAUUAUUUUACCACGAAGAACAGAUUUCCUGGAUAAAAAAGUGUCCGUGAAUAGGUAUUUUGGUCGUUUUUGUAGACAGUAUCUAUUCGAGAUGAGAAAACUGCUGAUGUCUUGUAUGUCAGAUUUUUCAAACAGACUGAUGUAAGAGACAAUGAACCAUUCAUGUUUAGUGAAAAGGUUGUAGAAUAUGAAGAGUUGGUGAAGUUUUGAUUAUUUGCAUGGUAAGUGUUCUUGCUCAAUAUGGAGAAAGAGUCGAAGAAAGCAAAAUCUCAGGAAAGUGAAAGAAGGAAGCGUAAAAGAACUGCUUCAAAGAAAGAUGAAAAGAAAAGUAGAGGAAAGCAGAAAAAGAUAGAUGAAUCUUCAGAUACAUGUAUUUCCCAAGAAAACCAGCAAGAUAAAGAGGGUGCAUCACGACCAACAUCACCUGAAAAUUGUUCCAUAUGUCUGGGUGACUUACAAAACAAAUCAUUCACCGACAGUUGUUUUCAUAUGUUCUGCUUUGUUUGUUUGAAGGAAUGGUCUAAAGUAAAGGCUGAAUGUCCUCUCUGCAAGCAAAAGUUCAAGAAUAUCAUUUACAAUGUCAGUUCAUAUGAAAAGUUUGAUCGUUACAAUAUUGAAGAAGAGGCUAAUAAAAGUCGAUGGGAAAGAGAUGGAACAAGAUUUAGGUAUAGAACAACUUUGACCUUUGAACGUAGACUUACUAUAGGUCCAGAACAUAAUUAUACUCAACCAAUUGCCAGGCCAUCUAAUGUUACCACAAGAUCUCAUUGGAGAAGACAUCGAGAACCAGCAACAUCAGAAUUCCGUAGAAGAAUCUACACUAAUGGAAUGCAAGCAGAAGAGGUAACUGAUAGAAGACUUAGAGUAAGGGACACAACUCCUAAUUUUUACAGACAAAACCCUGCAACAAUGCAUAGAUUGGUUCCAUGGUUAAAUCGAGAACUUAAUUCUCUACUUCAAAAUCAGCCUGACCAUGUACAGCUUGUUAUAGAAAUUAUAAUGGGACUUAUUAAAUCUCACUCAAUUGACAGUGAAGAAUUUUACCAACAUGUGUAUCCAUAUGUUGGACGACAUACUCGCCACUUCAUGCAUGAGUUUUCAUGUUUUGCCAAAUCACCCUACAACAUGAUAGCCUAUGAUGCUCUAGUUGUUUACCAGCCAGGACCUGUUACAUUGGAUUCAGAUAGCAAUGAUUCAUCUGUUGACAUUGAUGAUGAAUAUUUAGAUGAAAUCAUUGAUAUUGAAGAUGAAAAUUCAAAUCCUAGAUCACCUCAGCUUGACAGAAGGGGAAACCAUCCUUUAAGCAGUGUGUCAAACUUGUCACCAUUGUUUAGGAGUGUCAGAGAUAUACUUGAGGCGGAAUCACCUGCUAGUUCAAUGACGCUUCCAUUAUCAGUGUCUGGUUGGGAUUCCCCAACACCAGGACCAUCAUGGUUGUCCUUGGCAGCCGAUCUGGAAUUGCCAAUAUCUAAUGCAACAGACAAUAUACCAGUUGAAGGAAAUAGGGCAUCUUCGCCGAUUGACAUAGCCUCUACUUCAGAUUCCGAUUCUGAUUCUACUCAGUCAGCUGAUAGUAAUGGUAGUGACAUUGUUUUCGUCAAAGUUGACAAACCAUGGGAAGAAAGAUCACCAAUUAUGUUGUCCUCCGAUAGUUCUGAUGUCGAAAGAAAUCUUUUCUUAGAUUUUGAGCAUAAACAUUAUAAUUUUAAAAAGAAAAAACUAAAGAAAGAGCAUAAAAAGCACAAGGAACAUAAAAAGGACAGUCAAGAAAAUUCUAAAGAUAGACAUAAACACAAAAAACGGAAGAAGCACCACUCUUCAGAUAAGUCUCAUAGACAUUCAUCCAAACACAGGGAUUCUUGUAGUUCAAGGUCAUCCUCGAAACAUGGGGAAAAUGAACAAUCAACAUCUAAAACUAAGAAUUCUGAAGUAAAUUUGGAUAAAAGUUCAGAGAUAAACAUGAAUACAGAAAAACAUCAUCAUAAAAAGCUUAAAAAACACAAAGAUGAGGAACAAAGACACAAAUCAAAAUCUAGCAAAAAAUUGAAAUCUGUUAUAGUUUUACCAACUGCAGGAAAUAAUGAAAUUCAAAAUGGCGUAUAUAGAUCUUCUUCUGAAAGCUUGUUCCCGUCAGAUUUUGCAAUGAUUAAUCACACUUCUACUUUAAGCUCUCAAUCUGUUUCACCAUACAAGAAACAUUCUUCUGGACACAAAAAGUCAAGCAAGUUAAUUGAUAUAGUACCAAAGCUGUUGGAUAAAUUGAACACAGAUUCUAGUAAAUCAGAGGUGCAGAAGAGUCUGCCAGCUUCAUCAGAUCAAAUGAUAACAUCGACUGUUACUUCAUGUAAACCCAAUAAUUUGUUUGUGCCAUUUCAUAUACAGACUAGUGAUCAAAAUGGCUUACAGAAAAGUAAACUUGAAGAGACAGAAACGGAAUCGAAGAGCGCAACAAAUAUUACGAGAGAAUCUGCUCCAUAUCACAUAGAAGACAGUAUUUUAAGUUUAGAAAACAGUAGACGUUGUUUGAAAUGUGGACUUCUGUACAUACCAGAACUUCUAGAUAAUUUUGACAUCUGUUUUACAUGUAAAAAGAAAAAAGUUUGUGAAACUGAAAGUAGGGGAUUUUCUAAUAGAUUCAGUGAGCUGUUUCAGGAUAACAUAUAUGCUUCAACCCCUAGAAGUACAAAUACAAUAAAAAAUGAAGGAAAUGACAAUCAGGAUAACACUGACACUAAAUCUUGUCAAGAAUCCAGUGAGAACAUUGUUAUUCAGGAAGGGACUGAAAGUAGCUUGCGUCCAGUGUUGAAUCAGGUAGAUUUGACUUCUAUUAAUGGGCCUCUGUUAGACAUUUCUGAAUCUGAAAGUGAUGAUUGCGAACUAAUUGUGACAAAAAGUGACUCGAACAUUCACAAAAAUGAUUUAGAAAAACCUCUUUGUAUAGACAUUACAAAACAAAUUCAUGAUGAAAAUUUGAAUCUGCAAUCCACAGGUAGAACAGCUGAUGCCACUAUGAAAUCCCUACUGCAGGACAACACUAUGAGUGAUCCGUCAAACAUUGUUUACAAUAAUCCAUCAAAGACUUCCCAGUCUGUUACCAUGGCAUCACAGAGUCCUUUAUCAUGGACUAUAAGUAAUUCACCAACCCCUUUCUCUGGUGAUUGGCCUGGAUACAUGGCACCAAGUUCUAGUUUACAUUCGUCACAGUCAACACUUCAACCAAUCUUCCCAUAUUCAAUACCUUCAAUUUAUUCAUUCCCAAAUGACAUUUAUGCUGGUCAUAGACAGCCAAUAUACUCAAAUAGUGAUUUUAUGUCUGGAUAUUCAUCAAGGAAUUGCAGUUCUUUUAUCGAUGAUUUACAUGCUGAUAACUGUUCUCAGAAAAAGCCUAUAUUUAUUGAUUUAGAUGAUCACAAGGAAACCAUCACAACUUCUGCUUUGCCUGUUUUUUCUUCUGAAAAAAUCUGCUUGUCAGAUUCUGAGGAUUCAACCAGUGCAGACAUAGAAAAUGUAUCUGCACGGACUAGUAUAGCAAAUAGCCAAAAUAUAACUUCAACCAAAAAUGUAUUAAUAUUGACUGAUUCAGCAGGUGAAGAUGUAAGUGAUGAUGAAACAGCAUAUGAAAUGGAUACUGACCAAGACAGCUGUGAUACAAACAACUCAUUGACAAAUAAAUCGGCAGCAAAUUAUGAGUGUAAUUCUCAGUCGGAAAAAUAUGAAUGUAGUGAAAACGUAAUUAAUGAUGUGGACAUGAUGUCUACCUCUGAAUGGCUGGAAGAUGCUUUAAAUAGGAAAGAAAAUCAAUCAAAUACAAACACUGAAGAAAAGAAGGAGGAUUAUAACAGCGAUAAAUUACAAGGAGAAAAAUUUGAUGAAGAAAACGAACUUUCAACUUCCGACUUGGAUUGUGAAAUGUCAACGCAGGUUUCAGAAGUCCCUACAGCUCUAAAUAAGAAACUUGAAGGUAUGACAAAGUUUUCCUCAUCAGUGCUGCAAGGAAUUGAAAAGGACAAUAGACUCACCUUUCACAAUAUAUUAUCUGAAGCAAAAUGUGGAAAUCCUAGUAAAGUCGACAAUAUGGAAAAGCAGGAGGAAAGUAAAUUAUUACAAUCUAACCAAUCAAAAUAUGAUUCAUCAGAGAGUAAUAUAGGCUCUUUACCAAACUGUCCAGAAUAUAACACUGAUAAUUUUUCCCAAAGUAAUUCUUUGUUUGUGCAGAAUUCAGAAUACCAGAUGGACAAUUUAGUAAGUAAUAUGAAUGGAAAUUUGAAUAGUAUAGAUGAAUUUGAGAUAGAUUCAUUAUGUGCUAAUAGUGCUUCUAUGAAUUCAAAGGAUAACUUUAACAAAUUCAUGAACGAAAGUAGCAGUAAAAGAGGUGUGAGGAGUCCUACUUCUGUUACUAUGGAAACAGAUCCUGUUGAAAAUAUUGAAAUGAAUUAUGAUUCUUCUAUGUCAAAACCAUUUUCUCUUCAGCUGUUUCCUUUUGAAGCAAUCUCGGGAAGUUAUGUGUCAGACAGUAUAACACAAGGGACAGCAGUUAUCUCCCCUGAGAUAAAUAACCAAUUAUCUUCUGCUGAUGGUGAACGAAGAUCAGACAAUGAUAAGAGUGAAGAAAAUGGACAAGAAAAUAUGGAUAACGAUGAUCAAUUAACAAUCGAUGAUGACCAUCAAGAUACCACAAAUGACACUGAAAAUUUGAUUGGUUCAAAUUUGACAGAAUUUUCUUCUGAAUCUGAUAGGGAAAAUGAUUUCACCAAUGGUUCUGAUGACAGUAGCAGUAGUAAAACAGUCAAAUUUAGAGUUGAUAUAUUACAUUCUGAAAGGGAUUUGUCUGAUAAUUUUGCCAAUAUAUUUGAAAGUAGUGAUAGUAAUUAAAUAUCAUUGUGUUAUCCAGCAAAUGUAUUGAUUCUAAAUAUCUCAAUUUCAAAUAAACAAAACUAUAGAAAAGUAAUAAUGAUAUUACUUAUGAUGGCAUGAAUUAUAGUUUUGUACUGUGUACAAUAUGUUGUUUAUUUUUUCCUUUUUUUGAUUGUACAAAUAAACAUAAUCAAAAUGAAGUACAGUGUCAUGAGUGUAAUAUUUUUCAAUCGUUAAAAUAUUAAUUUUAAUUUAUGCUAUGGAUUUUGAAAGCCAAUUUAAAAAAAAAUGAAAUUUUUUUUGCAGUAGUGUAUUUCACAUUAGUCAUUCAUUAUUAGGAAAAAAAUGGUAUAUACCGGUAUGUAACAUGCGUAAAUUGAGUUUUAAAAGUUAACAUUAAAAAAAAAAUGUCUGGUCAGAGUACAAAAUCAUGUUUUACUUUUCUUUAAAUUUCUUUUCUUUCUAUGUCUUUUGCUGUUUUUUUUCCAUAGAAGAAGGUAGUUUUCUAUUAUUUCUUCUCAUGUGCGAUAAAAAAAAGUCGAGAUUUAUCAAAAUUUUGAUAUUUUACUCAAUUUUCUGUUGUUUUUAAGGCCAUAACAAAUGCAUUCUACAUUCAAUUUUCAUGUUAAUUAUGAAUUAUGUUAAAGCUUUGUUAUUUCACAAUUAGCAAAAAUGAUUAGUCUCUAAUUAGUACAAAUGUAAACACACUUUGUUGUAAUUUGAAGAAAAAAAAAUAUGAUCAAGAGGAUUAUCUCUCUUUCCCAAUAAAAAUUCCAUAAAAAAUAUUUCUGUUUUUUUCCAGACAUGAACAAAACAAGCAUUAAAAACCAAAGUUACAUACCUAAAUAUAUUUUGUGUAUAACAUUUAGUGUAAGAGUUAUUAAUGGUAUAUAUAUUUUUUAUUUAAAAGGGCAUGUAAUGAACAGAAAUGUUAGAGAUAUAUUUUUAUCUAUUUUAAUUUGAUUUUAUUAUUUGCAAGUUUGUGUUUUUUUGUUAGAUUAUUUGAUGGAAGUUAGUUAGCAUGUGUUAAACAGAUUGCAUUAAUUGUACUUACACAAUGUAUAUACAUAUUUGAAUAUACAAAUGUUUCAAUUUUUUAUUACUCGCUUCCAACAGUAAUUUUUAAAAGCAAGAAUUUCAAUUUUAAUUUGAUAACAAGUUUUUAUCCUUUCUUCGAUUGAUUCGGUUACUGCAACAAGGAACAGUCACUAGAUAUUAAUUCUAUUUCCAUAUCAGAACAAUUUAUUAUUUCAAACUUUUAAAAUAUCCGGAGUAAGAUCUAUGGUAUUAUUUGAUAUAUGCAGUGCUUUUCUUAAGAUACAAAAUGAAGAGUUUUUUUUACAAGUCAGUUAAAGGGGAUUUCCCACUUAUUUAAUUAAUGCAUUUAGCUCUUUAUUGAAGACAAAAAGCAAAACAUGAAUGGAAGGAAGGGAAAUAACUCUUAUUAGAUAUGUUAGAUUAUAAUCAGAUUUAUAUGAAUACAGAAAUGACUUUAAGAAAAUAGUUAUUCUUAUUUGUUAAUUUUAAAUGAAGUUGAAUAUAUUUUAUGUAAGUAUUAUUCGGGGUACUACAAAUUUAUUAGACUUCAUUAACAUGAAUUUAGCUCAUAAAUGAAGUUAGUAAGAAUUACAGAGUUCUGUAUUGUAACAUGUUAUUUUCCUAUAAACGUUUAUUUAUAUAUAUCUAUAUUUUUCUACUGUACAUUUUUUCACCCUUUUAAAUCCAAAAAUAGGAAAGAUUGUUUUACCUCUUCUAAGUAAAAAAAAUUUUGGACAUAUUGAACAUCAUUUUUCUGUAGCACUUUAAAAUACAUUUAUAAUAAACGAUUGCUUUAAAUAAUGAUUUGGUCACUCUGUUUCUGAUAAGGCUUGAUUAACCAUUUCUUACAUUAUACAUGAACUAGUUCAGCAUUUUACAACAGUUUGAGUUUUUUGUCUGCAUACUCAUUCCUGUCCCUACAUUACUUAAUCAGUAAUAUUUUUUAUCUUCCAAAAUGGUGCUUUUUCUGUACUAUUCAAUGGAAGGAAUUCAAAAAAGGGCAUUUUCGUUAUCAAUGAAAACAAUCAGAUUGUACAACAAAUGAACUUAAUCACUGAAAUAAACUUUAUAUAUAACUGUGAAUUGCUUAAGAGCCAAAAUAUUUUGUUUAAUUCAGUUCAUAUUAUUAUUUGUAAGAUAGAUCAUAUUUAUUGAUUAAUGUAAUUUGUCAUUUACCUUUA
Messenger RNA from Mytilus californianus (California mussel), 7096 nucleotides. RefSeq lists its product as uncharacterized. The transcript is spliced from 3 exons. The record is from RefSeq and is a predicted model, not a curated record. Gene Ontology annotation, molecular function: metal ion binding; ubiquitin protein ligase activity. Bases 264 to 4895 code for a protein of 1543 amino acids. Gene Ontology annotation, biological process: protein monoubiquitination; protein polyubiquitination. NCBI's taxonomy places the organism in Eukaryota, Metazoa, Mollusca, Bivalvia, Mytilida, Mytilidae.